AUGCUUUUGGAUCUCCGCCUCGCCGCGACCUUCGGGUUGUCAUUGACAGUGCCCGCUCUUGCCCAGACUUUCGACUGGUCUGCGGCUUACGCAAAAGCUAAUGCUUCCCUUGCUAAGCUGUCGCUCCAGGAGAAAGUGAACAUUGUCACUGGCGUGGGUUGGGACAAGGGGCCUUGCGUCGGAAACACACUGGCUAUAUCCUCUAUCAACUACCCUCAGCUCUGUCUACAAGACAGUCCCCUAGGCAUUCGCUUUGGCAAGGCCUCGACAGCCUUCACACCCGGCAUUCAGGCCGCUUCAACAUGGGACAUUGAUCUGAUUCGCCAGCGGGGUCAGUUCAUGGGGGCCGAAGCAAAGGGUGCCGGCGUUCACGUCCAAUUGGGUCCCGUAGCUGGGCCACUCGGGAAAAUUGCACAGGGUGGCCGAAAUUGGGAGGGCUUUGGCCCCGAUCCAUACUUGACUGGCAUUGCCAUGGCGGAGACCAUCCAAGGAAUGCAGGGUUCGGGUGUCCAGGCUACCGCAAAGCACUACAUCCUGAACGAGCAAGAGAAGAAUCGCGAGACCAUGUCUAGCCACGUCGACGACAGGAGCAUGCACGAACUUUAUCUUUGGCCGUUCGCCGACUCGGUCAAAGCUGGAGUGGCUAGUGUGAUGUGCAGUUACAACAAGAUCAACGGCACAUGGGCUUGUGAAAAUGACAACGCGUUGAACAAGUUGUUGAAGCAGGAGCUUGGGUUCCAGGGUUAUAUCAUGACAGAUUGGAAUGCCCAGCACUCGACCGUCCAAGCGGCUAAUACAGGUCUUGAUAUGACCAUGCCUGGCUCCGACUUCAACGGCGGUACAAUUCUCUGGGGACCGCAGCUUACAAGUGCGGUGAAUAGCGGACAGGUAGCUCAAAGCCGCGUAGAUGAUAUGGUGCGACGAGUUCUGGCGGCAUGGUAUCUUGUUGGACAAGAUGCGGGAUAUCCUUCCAUCAACAUCCAGGCCAACGUCCAGGGAGACCACAAGACCAACGUGCGAGCGGUCGCAAGGGAUGGGAUCGUUCUGUUGAAAAACACAGGCUCGAUCCUGCCGCUCAAGAAGCCCACGAAACUCGCUCUCGUCGGCUCUGCAGCUGUUGUUAACCCAGCCGGGGCUAAUGCUUGCACAGAUAGAGGAUGUAAUGUCGGAUCUCUUGGUCAGGGAUGGGGAAGCGGGACUUCGGAGUAUCCCUAUCUCUCAGCUCCCUACGAUGCAUUAAAAACCCGGACCUCGGCCGACGGCACGACCUUGAGUGUGAGCAGUAGCGACAGCACGGGAAGUGUGGCCGGCACAGUGUCGGGUGCUGAUGCUGCUAUUGUCGUUGUUACAUCAGAUUCAGGCGAGGGAUACAUCACCGUUGAAGGGAAUGCUGGAGACAGGAGUAACCUCGAUCCUUGGCAUAAUGGCAAUGCCCUAGUCCAAGCAGUGGCAGCGGCGAACAAGAAUACCAUCGUUGUGGUCCAGAGUGUUGGCCCGGUUAUCCUUGAGAACAUCCUGGCGCUUGAUGGUGUUAAGGCUGUUGUAUGGGCAGGCCUAGGCAGUCAGGAAAGCGGCAAUGCGUUGGUAGAUAUCUUGUAUGGCUCAACAAGCCCUAGCGGAAAGCUUCCUUACACUAUCGCAAAGUCCGCUACGGACUACGGCACGACCGUAGCUGCCGGAGAUGACAGCUUUCCUGAGGGAUUAUAUAUUGAUUACCGACACUUUGAUCAAGCUAAUAUUGUCCCGAGAUACGAAUUCGGGUUCGGACUGUUGGCUACCGUGACAGCAACAAUCACUAACAGUGGCUCCGUGGGCGGCGCCGAAGUCCCUCAGCUUUAUCUUACACUGCCGUCCAGUGCUCCGGCAGCGCCUCCCAAGCAACUCCGUGGAUUCACCAAACUAUUACUUCAGCCCGGCGCGAGUAGUAUCGCGACCUUUAACCUCCGAAGAAGAGACCUCAGCUAUUGGGAUGUAGCCAGUCAGAAUUGGGUUGUGCCCAAGGGAACCUUUGGUGUCAGUGUUGGGGCUUCGAGUCGGGAUGUGAGACUGACUGGGAGCAUCACCGUCUCUUGA
Diaporthe amygdali is the source of this 2073-nucleotide messenger RNA. RefSeq names its product glycosyl hydrolase family 3-4. The transcript has 5 exons. Bases 1 to 2073 code for a protein of 690 amino acids. NCBI's taxonomy places the organism in Eukaryota, Fungi, Ascomycota, Sordariomycetes, Diaporthales, Diaporthaceae. Gene Ontology annotation, molecular function: beta-glucosidase activity. The record is from RefSeq and is a predicted model, not a curated record. Gene Ontology annotation, biological process: glucan catabolic process.